GGCUUCCAACGAUAAUCACAUCCUUCUCUUUCUCUUCUUCUCCUUUCUCUCUCUCCUCCAAAUCAACUCAUGCAUGGCCCAAAACGUCAAAGGAGGCUAUUGGUUCCCAGACAGCGGCAUCACGGCCUCCGAUAUCGAUUCGACCCUCUUCACUCAUCUCUUCUGCGCGUUCGCUGACCUCGAUGCGUCGACAAACGAGGUGGUCAUAUCGUCGGCAAACGCUCAGUCUUUCGCAGCCUUCACUAGUGACGUCCAGCAGAAGAACCCGUCAGUCGUAACCCUCCUGUCCAUCGGCGGUGGCAGCUCGAACGCGACCGCCUUUGCAACCAUGGCAAGUCAGUCUAGCUCCCGAAAGACUUUCGUCGAUUCCUCCAUAGCCCUAGCUCGGUCAAACGGCUUUCAUGGCCUCGAUCUUGAUUGGGAAUACCCGGACAUUGACGAGAAGAUGACCAACUUGGGGUUGCUCCUCCAGGAGUGGCGGACCGCGGUGACUGCUGAGGCGGCUAGCUCAGGCGAGGAUGCUUUGCUUUUGUCAGCGGCAGUCUAUUACUCGCCACACUACUGGUCGCCCACGGAUUAUCCCGUGGCCGCCAUGGCGGCGAACUUGGAUUGGAUCAAUGCUAUGGCCUAUGAUUUCUUUGGACCCGGUUGGUCCUCUACCACAGGACCACUUGCCGCUCUCUAUGAUCCAGGGAACGGCUUAAGUGGAGACAUCGGGGUGACCGCGUGGAUUCAAGCCGGCAUGCCGGCGGGGCAGAUUGUGCUCGGCUUCCCCUUCUACGGGCGCGCAUUCACCCUCACGGAUGCCAAUGACCACGGCUACUUCGCACCCUUCACCGGGCCGGCGAUAUCCUCCGAUGGGUCAAUCGUGUACAAUCAGAUCACAACGUACAUAUCCCAAAACAGCGCGACCACAGUGUACAACUCCACGGUCGUGUCCGCCUACUGCUAUUCUGGGACGACAUGGAUCAGCUACGAUGAUACCCAAACCAUCUCUACCAAGGUCACGUACACAAAGGGAAAAGGACUUAAAGGUUACUUUGCAUGGCAUGUUGCUGGUGAUUAUAACUGGGUUCUCUCUCAAACAGCUUCAAGUUCGUGGUGACCUAGACGACAUCAGAGGAGACAUUAUCCACAGG
Messenger RNA from Syzygium oleosum, 1139 nucleotides. RefSeq names its product class V chitinase-like. The transcript is spliced from 3 exons. Gene Ontology annotation, biological process: chitin catabolic process; carbohydrate metabolic process. Gene Ontology annotation, cellular component: extracellular region. Bases 74 to 1105 code for a protein of 343 amino acids. Gene Ontology annotation, molecular function: chitinase activity; chitin binding. The record is from RefSeq and is a predicted model, not a curated record. NCBI's taxonomy places the organism in Eukaryota, Viridiplantae, Streptophyta, Magnoliopsida, Myrtales, Myrtaceae.